GGGCCGGCCAAGUGAUGUUCUAUAUGUGAUGAGGCAACCUUGCUGCCAUGGACAUCAGAACGUUCAGAAUAUUGAGCUUCUCACUUCUUCUUCCUCUUCUUAAGGCACCGUCCCUGUUUAGCUGGGGGCGAAGGGGGGACGAUUCGGCCUAGAGAAUACUGAGCAAACUGGUACCGCUGUUGGGGAUGGGAACACUCAACUGCACCUAACCGUCGCAAGAUUCGUCCACGUGGACUUCCAUACGACUGCGUUCGGUAGAAACCUGAAUCUCAAAAAAGAAAGAGCCUUUCGACAGAAACAACGAUGGAGGACGCGCAGGUAAAAGAACGCGUGUCAAACGGCGUCACCGAGGAAGAGGACGUCGUGACCCCGUGGACGGUUACGAGCGUCAACGAUACUGGAAUUGAUUACGACAAGCUAAUCAAGAAAUUUGGCAGUUCGAAGAUAGAUGAUGAAUUGUUGGCCAGAUUUGAGAAAAUCACUGGCAAAAAACCACAUCAUUUUCUCAGGAGAGGCAUAUUCUUCUCCCACCGAGACAUGCAUACUAUUCUAAACCUUUACGAGCAGGGACGGUACUUUUACUUGUACACGGGCAGAGGACCGAGCACCCAUGCGAUGCACUUGGGUCACCUCAUACCUUUCAUGUUUUGUAAAUGGCUGCAAGACGUUUUCGACGUUCCAUUGGUCAUACAGUUGACGGACGACGAGAAAGCUAUAUGGAAGAACAUAAAAGUAGAGGAUGCCAUCAAACUGGCCUAUGCCAAUGCAAGAGACAUCAUCGCCUGUGGCUUCAAUCCCAAGAAGACCUUUAUUUUCUCCAACCUGGAAUACAUAGGAAGCAACUUUUUUCACAAUGUGACAAAAAUAUGGAGACGUGUCACAUUGAAUCAGGUGCAGAGCAUCUUUGGUUUUGGUGACAGUGAUCCAAUGGCCAAAAUUGCGUUUCCACCGACACAGGCGGCGCCAGCGAUCUCUAGCUCAUUCCCCUUUAUCUUCAAGGAUGCCAAGGUACACUGCUUAAUACCAUGCGCGAUUGACCAAGAUCCUUAUUUUCGUAUGACAAGGGAUGUGGCGCCUAGACUAGGCUACCCCAAGCCGGCUUUGUUGCACGCCACCUUCUUCCCAGCAUUGCAGGGCUCGAGAACGAAGAUGUCGGCGAGCGACGACAACACGGCAAUAUUUCUUACAGACACUGUCGAGCAGAUUGAGAACAAGAUCAAUGAGCAUGCGUUCUCAGGUGGCCAGGCCACUGUAGAAGAGCACAAACGACUCGGCGGAAACUGCGAGGUGGACAUAUCGUAUCAGUGGAUGCGAUUCUUCCUCGAGGAUGACGAGCGAUUGGAACAAAUCAGAAAGGGCUACAUCAGUGGAGAGAUCCUGCCUAGCGAGCUGAAGAAGGAAUUAAUUGAUGUGUUGCAGCGACUAGUCUCCGAGCAUCAAAAGGCGAAAAGUAAAGUAACGGACGAAGUGAUUAAACAAUUUAUGGUUCCUAGAGACCUCGACUUCGUGUCGAAGGCAAAGUAAUCGUUUAGCGAGGACACGUUGGAAGCACGCACGAAGCACCGAUCCUCCUGCUUCUGCACUGGAGAUCUAUUUAAAUCUAUUUAUUACAAAACACGCCGCAACUACGUUCUGUAUACAAAACUGCAUUCUACGAUAUUUUUAAGCACCGUCUUUAUUGAAAAAUUAAAUUAAUUUUUCUAUCGAU
Messenger RNA from Monomorium pharaonis (pharaoh ant), 1708 nucleotides. RefSeq names its product tryptophan--tRNA ligase, cytoplasmic. The record is from RefSeq and is a predicted model, not a curated record. Lineage: Eukaryota; Metazoa; Arthropoda; Insecta; Hymenoptera; Formicidae. Gene Ontology annotation, biological process: tryptophanyl-tRNA aminoacylation. Gene Ontology annotation, cellular component: cytoplasm. Gene Ontology annotation, molecular function: tryptophan-tRNA ligase activity; ATP binding. The coding region runs from base 304 to 1524 and encodes 406 amino acids. The transcript is spliced from 3 exons.